UGGCGCCAAGCACAGCACGAGGUCCUCGGAAGUGGCGACUGCAAGUCGUGCUCUGGUCUUCUGCCGCCACUGGUUGAGAAGGAAGGUGGGCUAGGGAAUGGCGAAGACAGACGUGCGGGAUGGGUCACGACUCGAAGAUCAGAUAAGAGGCGUCCUGCGUUGCUCGAUGGUCGCGUCGAUGCCUGAUCGAUUACCCAGUCUUGUGCGCGGACUCGGAGAGUAUGGGAUGGGCGAGCUCGGAUUGGACGAAGCGAACGUAUACAGUGCCAGCCGUAGUGUCGCGCGAAUCGUUUUCGAGGAAGAUGAGAGAAGGCGGAAACGGAGGCGAGCAAGAAAGGAUUUUGGUAGAGUGAUUCGUAGUAAGCAGAGAGUGAUCAUGAAGGAACACGAGACGGACGGGGAGUGGGGGGCGAAAAUGGCCGCAAAUGGCAGGUGCAGAUACACUAAGGACUUUAUGGUUUGGGGGGAGCAGAAGUGUGCCGCUAUCAUCGAUCGCACCAAUCUCGGCAGAGGUUGUGGGCGCGCAAAAACCCAGGGUGCAGCGGGCGCGGCCCAAAACUGGGCGAUCGCGCGCGCGGGGAGCAUAGGGUUUACGGCGAUGAUGAUGGCUGCAUUUUGCGUCCGUUCGGUAUCUUGGAUUGCAACGGCCAGACAACAUGCACCGCUUGGACUUGCACCGCCAGGCGGCGUGGCUUGCCCAGAAAGGCCCGUCCUGCUGACCUUUGCGUCGAAGUCGAAUGGUGGCGGACGCAUUUCGAGUAAUCUUGCUUUGGGUUGGUGUGUGGCUCCGAUCGAUCGCGCCACGCCCGGCCGUGACCUGCGCGAGAUACCGGGGAGCCCUGUCCGUGGGUCGGGGCCCUCUCCGGGAUGGGCCAGGCGAUACAGCGAGGGGAUCAAUGCGAUGAACGCCGCUUCCUCCGUCCAUUGCCGGGAUGGAAAGGGCGUGAUCGUCCUGCCCUGCGAGUUGCGAGUCGUGUCGAAACAUCUCAGAGCCAUGCCACUAUCGACGCCCGGCAGACUCCGAUCUGGGUUCGGAGGGGGAUCCUGGCAAGAUCUGCAGGCGGCCAAUCACAGGCGAGGCAUUCGCGGCGGCUUGCCUGGAACGACUCCGAGACUCGUCAUUCAUUUGGGGAAUGUCUUGGAUUUCUUUCCGACCCGUGCAGCUCGCUUUCGGCACCUCUUCUUCCGAGGUCAUCUGGCCAACUUUCUGUGCUUCCCUCUCCUCGGGUUUGAGCUGGGCGUGCCUCAGGCUCGGAAGAUGUCAAGACCGUCGAUCCAGACGAAUCUCGGCGCGCACGCGUGCUGCUUCUUCGACGGCGCAGAGUCUAUCACCGUCACGCAUGGACCACCCAGCACCCACGCUGCUGCCCAUGCUGUGUGGCCAGGGUAGGCCCCGACAAUCAUCGGAAGGGUAUUGAGCACGUAAUCCAAUGCCUGUAAGCCUGGACAAGAGGCAUUGGCUC
Molecule: messenger RNA, 1463 nt
Organism: Neohortaea acidophila
Lineage: Eukaryota; Fungi; Ascomycota; Dothideomycetes; Mycosphaerellales; Teratosphaeriaceae
Exons: 1
Coding region: 98-1390 (430 amino acids)
Source: RefSeq, a predicted model, not a curated record